This is a messenger RNA of Dipodomys ordii (Ord's kangaroo rat), 645 nucleotides long. RefSeq names its product coiled-coil domain-containing protein 169-like. NCBI's taxonomy places the organism in Eukaryota, Metazoa, Chordata, Mammalia, Rodentia, Heteromyidae. The record is from RefSeq and is a predicted model, not a curated record. The coding region runs from base 1 to 645 and encodes 214 amino acids. The transcript has 8 exons.
AUGGGGGAGGGAGGAGAUGACAACUUUGAUGGUGUGAGCAUAGACCGCCUUAAACUGGAGUUGCUGGAAGAAAUCCACAUGAAGGAUGUAGUGCAACUGUCAUUGCUUGAAAUAAGACACAAGAUAGCAGAAAUGGAAGCCAAACUCAAUAGUGAUAAUGAAGGUAGUGAAUGGAAAGCUCGUUAUGAGACCCAACUCGAACUUAAUGGUCAAUUAGAAAAGCAAAUUAGGUCUCUUGAAGAAAAAAUGGAAAAAUGCCGUGUAAAUCCUUCAGAUAGACUAUCUUCUAUUCGUGUCUAUGAACGAAUGUCAGUGGAAUCUUUGAAUGCAUUACUUAAGCAGCUAGAAAAAGAGAAAAGGUAUCUUGAAAAUCAAGUGAAAGAAUAUGCACUUCGACUAGACCAAGAAACAAAGUCUUACCACAGAACCAACAAUGAACGCCGUGUAUAUGUAGCUGAAAUGUCCCAGGUUGUUGGCUCUCAUCAAAUUUUUAAAAGGCAACAGAUGGAUCAACUGCCUAAAAUGAAAGAGAAUCUAGUAAAAACGGGAAGAUUCAAUCCAGUUAACCAGAAGAUAAUGAUUGUCAAGAAAGGACCAGUAAAAAAGAUCACAAGAUCAAACCAUCUUCCAAAACUCCACCCAUAA